Messenger RNA from Cottoperca gobio, 2349 nucleotides. RefSeq names its product neurotrophin 3 (gene ntf3). Gene Ontology annotation, molecular function: nerve growth factor receptor binding; growth factor activity. NCBI's taxonomy places the organism in Eukaryota, Metazoa, Chordata, Actinopteri, Perciformes, Bovichtidae. Gene Ontology annotation, biological process: negative regulation of neuron apoptotic process; nerve development; nerve growth factor signaling pathway. The transcript has 2 exons. The record is from RefSeq and is a predicted model, not a curated record. Gene Ontology annotation, cellular component: axon; synaptic vesicle; dendrite. Bases 159 to 1043 code for a protein of 294 amino acids.
UCCUCAGUCGCUCCUCAGUCGCUCCUCGGUCCUCAGUCGGUCCUCUGUCUGUCCUCAGUCUUUGGUCCUCACACUGUGGGAAGAUUUCGUCGGAGGAUUCUGUCUGAAAACAAAACGUCCUUCAUGUCGACUCUGUUGGAUACCUUCCCGCCGAUGCUAUGGUUACCUUUAUUACGAUCUUACAGGUGAAUCUAGUGAUGUCCAUCCUGCUGUAUUUGAUGGUCCUCGUGUACCUCUACGGUAUCCAGGCAACCAACAUGGACAGCGGUCGCCAGGGGCAACAGCAGCAGCAGCCGAGUCCCGACCCUUUGAACUCCCUAAUCAUCAAGCUGCUUCAGGCCGACCUGACGAGGGGGAAGACUAGGGUGAACCAGAGCCUACAGGGGAGAAGCAGGGACGCGUUGCCUCCCUACCUCACUGCCAGCUUCCCCUUAGAGGAGCAGGGCGAUGCGGAGCAGUGGGGGACAUUGGGGCGCGGCGGCGGGAGCAGCGACGGCGUGGUCGACCAGCAGGUGAUGCUGUUGAACUCGGACCUUCUCAGGCAGCACAAGCGGUACAACUCACCUCGGGUGCUGCUGAGCGACCGGCCACCACUGCAGCCGCCGCCGCUAUACUUCGCGGACGAUUACGUGAGCGGAGGAUUAGACGGCGGCGCAGCGGGAAACAAGACACGGAAGAAGCGUUACGCUGAGCACAAGAGCUAUCGUGGGGAAUAUUCUGUGUGCGACAGCGAGAGCCAGUGGGUGACAGAUAAAACCAACGCAGUGGACACCAGUGGGGACCCCGUCACUGUUCUGGCCAAAAUUAAAACCAGCGCCACGCACGACAUCAAACAGUACUUUUAUGAGACACGCUGUCGGACCCCCAGGCCCUUCAAAGGCGGCUGCAGGGGCAUCGAUGACAAGAACUGGAACUCGCAGUGCAAGACGACGCAGACUUACGUCCGAGCGCUGACGCAGCUUCGCAAUUCAGUGGGCUGGAGGUGGAUACGCAUAGACACUUCCUGCGUCUGCGCGUUGUCGAGGAAACGUCAUAGGACGUAAACAAAACAAUGCGAGCCUUGCUGGUCACAACCUGUUUGGAAUUCUACUUCCUGUAUGGGAUUUCCUUUCACAGUGUUCCACCACAGGAUUAUGUGUCAGGGUGGCGAGGAGCAACACUCUGCUAUAAAAUGAAACUUUUACUGAAGAAAUCUUGGGUCCAUUUAAAUGAUAUUUCACAUUAAUGUGCUGCAAAUCCACAAGCCUCUGCAGGAAAACUCUCUUGAGAGGAACUGGGGAGGGAGGGAGCGUGUGAUGGGGAACUGUACAUAUAAAUUAUUUAAAUUAUAUGAAAUGCAUGUAGUUUAUACAUGUUCUAUCUAUAUAUGACGUAUGAAUAUAUUUGUGUUAUUUAUUAAAAGUAUUCUUCUUCAAAAGGAAGAAAAUGUCUAUAAAAAGGAAUGAAACAAGCUAUGAACUCAUUUUGAGACUGUUAACCGGAGCUGGGCUGCAAAGGUGCUCGACAGUAAGACUUUACAUGUGCCUUGACCCGUGUGGGUGCAGAGCAGAGAGGGAACAUGGGAGUCCUGUCCCGUGGACCAAACCCCUUAAAGAGGUGUCAGGCAUCCUAUGACCAAAACACUCAUUUUAUAUUUGUGACCAAAUGUAUGCACUGCGUAAUACUGCUGUAAUAAACAAGUCCAUUAAUUCCUCUGGGAGAAAGUCUUGACCAAAUAGAAAUAAGAAUUCCUCGAUUCACAACGUUUUACUCUUAACUGUUAUCAUGAGCUGUUUCUGCUUCUUCCUAUUAAUAAAAAAACUAUAUUUCUUAAAGUUGGAAACAUUUUAUUAACAAAUACCCAUUUUACAUUUUGAAAAAGAUGACACUAUGUAGGUUCUACGAUGUUGAAUGAUACAGUCCUGAUACCAGCUGCUGCCGUCUUUGCUCUGGGGGUUACUGAUCAUCACUUCUAAGAUGGAGUACAUGGGGAGCAUUGAUGCAUUAAUACAUUAAUACAUUCCCAACAAGGGUUUUAUCCAACUAUAAGUUGUUGUUUAGCAGCAGCCAUUGCAGAAGUCCCUCCCUCACUUUGAGAAGAAACUUCGUUACUGGCUUUGUGACACAACAUGUGUUUUAGUUUACGGCCUUUUACAGGAUUUCAUCAGACCCAACUACUCCAGACUGAGCGAGCUGGAGGAGGGAGGGUUCUCUAUGAGCAGCUAAAUUAACUUAAUGAUUUUAGUUCACAAUAAGUCUGGAGAUAUUCUAUGUUUCUGUCCACAAAUCCCAUGAAAAAACAAUGAACUGGUCCUACUAACAAGUACUGUGUGUAUCAACGCCUGAAAUAUCUUCUUCCUCUGUGCCAUG